Molecule: messenger RNA, 3022 nt
Organism: Anopheles maculipalpis
Lineage: Eukaryota; Metazoa; Arthropoda; Insecta; Diptera; Culicidae
Product: VPS35 endosomal protein sorting factor-like
Exons: 8
Coding region: 29-3022 (997 amino acids)
Biological process (GO): endocytic recycling
Cellular component (GO): endosome
Source: RefSeq, a predicted model, not a curated record
AAUUAAUUCUGAUAUCGCAGCAUAAAAUAUGGCUGCCGAAUGGGUGUGUGUACAGCGCCAGCAAGACGAGUGCCGCCGCUAUCUUGAUCAGUUCAAAGUUCUAGAUCAUCCACUGAAACAAUCGACGAUAACGGUUCUGGAAAGUCGAGGAACUCGCAGCAAGGUUUCAACAGCAGCGAAUGGAAUCUCACUGAGCAGUAAUAAUUCAGCAGUAAUGACUGCCGCAACGUUGUCACUCGAUCCGCUUACUAUUGCUUUCGAUGGAUCGGAUCCGUUAAGCCAAUUUGCCAAGCAGCAGUCGACAUCGUUGGGUAAGGAUCCGCUUUCCAGAAUGGCGGCCGAGAUGGAAAACAGUGCUACGGUUCCGCUGAGUCCGGUGGGAUCGCGAAACUCCAUCGGGAAAGGAAAAGAGCCAACCAAUUUGUUAGAACUGGACCUCAUCGAACCAUGGGCCGCCCGCCGGGGUGCGAUUCUGAACAAGUAUACCACCUCCGAGAAGCUGUCGAUUGUGACCAGCUUUUUGACUGGCGGCGAAACGAUCAAGCCUCAAACGACAAUGUCGGAGAAGGUCAAAUAUCGAUUGGAACAGCUGGAUGACUUUGAAGAGGGUUCCGUGCGACAGAUGCUGGACCUCUCGCAGCAAGAGUAUGUCGUAAAGAUCGAGCAGCUUAACCACGAAUUGGUGCUAGCGUGGAAUCAGGACCAGCGCGUGAAAGCGCUCAAAAUUGCGAUCCAAUGCUCGAAGCUGCUGUCCGACACGUCCGUCAUUCAGUUUUACCCGUCGAAAUUUGUGCUCAUCACCGACAUUCUCGACAUUUUCGGUCGGCUCGUGUACGACCGGCUGCGCACCAAAGCCGACUACAUUCAUCCGGGCACGCGCGAAAUGACGUCUCUGCCGGAAAACUUUACCCCGGAUAUGGUGCCCGAAUCGGCGAAGGAAACGUGCCAGAAUUGGUUCUACAAAAUCGCUUCGAUCCGGGAGCUGCUGCCGCGGCUGUACGUUGAGAUAGCCAUUUUGCGCUGUUACAGCUUUCUGACCCAGGACGAGUUUGGUCUGGCGUUGCGCAGACUAACGAAAAUGAUCCGUGGUAUUGGUGAUCCGCUGGUGGCGAUCUACGCCCGGUGCUAUCUGUGUCGAGUAGGUAUGAGCUUGACACUCGACCGGACAUACAUUGGCGAAAAUCUGGACGAUAUUCUAACGGUGUACCAUACCAUCUUUAAUGGUGGUAUCCGGUCGGAGAUCGCGCACCAUCGCAUCACCCUGAACGGAUACAUUUCACUGUAUCUCCCGGCGCUCGAUUGGAUUUUGCAAGGAGUGGCCAUUUUGACGACGGACAACCAACUGGACGAUAUUUUACAGCGUUGCAAAGAAAAGAAAAAUCCUGCCCUGCUCCUACAGUCGAUGAUGCAAUCGUUCCGAUCGGAUUUUAUCGCGUCACGGGCAACACAUUUCGUGCAGAUUCUUUCCUCCAUCUCGGUGGAAGGCCUUACAAGGGGACAGUUGUUCCGGCUGCUAGGAAGCAUCCUCAGUCACACACCACCGCCCACCGAACAGAGGCCAGUGGUGCUCGCGAGUGCCAUGAAAACGAUUUGCUCAUUGGGCAAUGUGGAGGAGUUUAUGCAGUGUGCGGAGAUGUGGGCCCAGUACACUAGUCAACAUUUUGGGCUCAAAGAGAUCGAUAUCUUCCUUGGUAAUGUGCUGCAGCAGAUGACCCCUAAUCGGUUGUACGAACAACACUAUCACGAGCUGCAAGUCAUAGUGGAUAAAAUUGUCUCCAAUGCUCAAGACGUGCACGGUAUACUAGCGCUGGAUAAUUUUCUACCGCUGCUGGAUCUGUUCCAAAAGGAGACCAUAAAGCUGGAGGUCUGUAAAAAUGUUCUCACCAGCUAUCGCAAUGCAACGGCCUGCGAUAAUGCAAUCAUCAACGAUCCGAUCGUUACCAAUGCCCUCAUGUACAUCAGCCGGGUAUUGAAUGAUUCCGCCAACGCUCUUACUGGUGAAGAUGAACGGCGACAAAUCAGUGGUCUCAUUUGUCACUUCAUACGCAAGGUAGACUUUGGACGAGAUUUCGAACAGCAGUUGGCAUUCUACGUCGAAGCACGUUCGGUGCUGUCCAACCUCGAUUCGGCCCUUUCCACGCUCAUACAUGCGGUCAACCGAUUGGCGACAAGCACGCGACGUAUCGUGAAAGGUCAGCACACGCAAAAGACAGCAGCUUUCGUGAAGGCCUGCGCUGCUUACUGCUUCAUUACGAUCCCUUCCAUCAUUGAUGUGCGGACGCGCAUGGAACUGUACCUACAGGCCGGCCAGGUGGCAUUGCUUAACAGCUGUCUACAGCAUGCCGAUUCGUGCUUAGAAGCUGCACUCAAUUUAAUUCCCGAGAUGCCGCGGAUGGUGGAAACCGAUGGCAAGCUACAAUCCACGGAAGGAUUCAUUAGAACGUUCGUGGUUAACUUCUUGUCCACACUCGUUAUAGUGCCGGAUAAUCCCACCCAGGGUGUGUUGUAUCUGUUGCGUCUCCUGCUGGAAGUCGUGCCAAAGUAUCCGUUCGAGCCGACAUCGAAUGUGCUUUCCGGCAUCUACCUGCACGUGCUCGACUUUUUGUCCGUGGCGGCACAGGAAGUGUACCCGUACCAUAUCGUUAACGUCAUUUCGAACGACGAGCUGUACGGGUCCGAUCCGAAAUUCAUCGCGGAAGUAAACGAGCUGUGCUGCACGGUAUGCGAUAAGCUGCUGCAGCAUCUUAAAGCACUGCUAGAAACGAACGCACUGCGAGCACAAUCGCAGUUGGCGUUGGACCUGUUCCUAAAGAUUAUUACCGGUGCCGAUCUGUCGGUGGACAAAAUGUUUACCUUGACGGUUAAUCUGUGGAACCUGGCGGUUAAGAAUCGGAGCGCAAUCGAACCGAAACAACUGCAAACUGUUGUAGCGUACACAGAGCAUCUUGCCCAGAUAACACACGUCGAGUCACAAAGGCAGUGCCUAUGGAUGCUGCUAGACAAAAUGAAAUCUCGGAUAUAA